AUGGCCGUAUAUGCGGUCGGUGCCUACGUUCUACUAAGUUCAAUCGCAGUCAUAUCUCUCAAUGUUGUCUAUCAGCUGCUUUUCCGCCUGUUGAAUAAAUCUAGGCCGCCGCUAGUUUUUCAUUGGAUUCCAUUCCUGGGCAGUACUAUCAGCUAUGGAAUCGAUCCAUAUAAGUUUUUCUUCUCGUGCCGAGAGAAGCAUGGCGAUAUCUUCACUUUUGUUCUUUUGGGCCGUCAUACUACCGUCUACCUGGGUGUGAAGGGCAACGAAUUUAUCCUAAAUGGCAAGCUAAAGGAUGUAAAUGCAGAGGAGGUGUAUUCCCCUUUAACAACCCCAGUUUUUGGAUCUGAUGUGGUCUAUGAUUGUCCAAAUUCCAAGCUCAUGGAGCAAAAAAAGUUCAUCAAAUAUGGUCUCUCGCAAUCGGCUCUAGAGUCUCACGUCCCCUUGAUCGAAAAGGAAGUACUGGAUUAUCUUAAUACUUCUCCCAACUUCCACGGUCAAUCAGGAGAGGUAGAUAUUUCUAGCGUCAUGGCUGAGAUCACCAUUUUUACUGCUGGGAUUACCCUUCAGGGGGAAGAGGUACGGUCGAAACUCACGACCGAGUUUGCCUCCUUAUAUCAUGAUCUAGAUAAGGGGUUCAGCCCUAUCAAUUUCAUGCUACCGUGGGCCCCUUUACCGCAUAACAAAAAACGUGAUAGUGCCCACUCUCGCAUGCGUGCCAUAUACACCGAUAUCAUUGAUAAGCGGCGACGCGCAGGAGCUGCGUCCACCAAUUCCCAGUCGGACAUGAUUCAUAAUUUGAUGCAAUGCACCUAUAAAAACGGAAAACCGCUACCAGAUAAGGAGAUUGCGCAUAUCAUGAUCACCCUCCUAAUGGCCGGUCAACACUCUUCGUCCUCAAUCAGCUCCUGGAUUAUGCUUCGUCUAGCCUCCCAACCAGAGGUAGUAGAAGAACUUUACCAGGAACAACUAGCCAAUCUAUCUCAUACCGGCCCCGAUCGCAGCCUGGCUUCCCUACAAUAUAAAGACCUCGACAACCUCCCGCUACAUCAAAAUGUGAUCCGCGAAACCCUCCGUCUCAACUCGUCCAUCCAUUCACUCAUGCGAAAAGUCAAGAACCCAAUGCCAGUUCCUAGCACACCCUAUGUAAUUCCCACGUCCCACGUCUUACUAGCAUCACCGGGCGUAACGGCCCUGAGCGAUGAACACUUCCCCAACGCGAUGGAAUGGGAUCCAUAUCGAUGGGAGACCCAGAAACCUGAGGGCAGUGAAAAGGAAGAGGAUAUGGUUGAUUAUGGCUACGGUGUAACGUCCAAGGGCUCUAGUAGCCCAUAUCUUCCAUUUGGAGCUGGCCGUCAUCGCUGUAUUGGAGAAAAGUUUGCAUACGUUAACCUAACUGUAAUCGUGGCUACAGUGGUGCGUCACUUGCGAGUAUACAACUUGGAUGGGAAGAAGGGUGUGCCUGCUACAGACUACACAUCACUCUUUUCUGGCCCUAUGAAGCCUACGCGAAUCCGCUGGGAACGAAGAGUGAAGUCAUAG
Molecule: messenger RNA, 1542 nt
Organism: Nannizzia gypsea CBS 118893
Lineage: Eukaryota; Fungi; Ascomycota; Eurotiomycetes; Onygenales; Arthrodermataceae
Product: cytochrome P450
Exons: 2
Coding region: 1-1542 (513 amino acids)
Biological process (GO): ergosterol biosynthetic process
Molecular function (GO): monooxygenase activity; oxidoreductase activity, acting on paired donors, with incorporation or reduction of molecular oxygen; heme binding
Source: RefSeq, a predicted model, not a curated record